GUUGACAUCCGCUCAUGUGAACAUAGAGUUCUCUCAGGAGGAGUGGGAAUGCCUGGACUCUGCUCAGAGGACUUUGUACAGGGACGUGAUGCUGGAGACCUACAGGAACCUACUCUCUGUGGCAUUCUUUAUGCACCCAAAGCCAUGGGUUUCCCUAAUUUCUCAGUCUCCUUCCAUCAAGAUAUCUCUUACACACCUGUGGUCAAGAAAUUACAACUGAAGACAAACUCUGAUAGAGGAGAGGUAUUCCAGUCAUGGAUACUGGGAAGACCUGAAAGGAAUGAAAUGGACCGUUUUUAUCUUAGGGUCAUUCAGGAAAAUAUAUACAACUUCCAGUCUAAGCAGAAAGAUGAGGAAGAAAAUUACAAAGGAAUACUUAUAACCCAUAAUGAAAAUCUCACUGGUAAUAAAGAUCAACAUGAUAAAAGUGUUGCCAGAAUCAAGCCUAUUGAAAAUUGGCUUGCCUUAAGCUUUCAGGAUGAACUGUAUAUUUUUAAAAGUGAAGACAAAACUGAUGAAUUCAUUCAAGCUCACAAGAUUCUCAAUAGUUGCGCCCCAUUUUCACUGGUUCAGAGAACUUCUUCUAGUGUAGAAAUGAACAUUUCUGAUACAUAUGGGAGUAAUUACAUGACUCCUUUAAUAAUGACACAAAACCAGGAAGCACAGAGGGAAAGACUUUACAAAUGUGGUGAGGAUGGCAAAAUCUUUCUUUAGAGAUCAAACCUCAGUAGACAUCAGGUCAUCCAUACAGAGGAGAAAUUACAUAAAUGUGAUGUAUGUGAAAAAGUCUUUAGUUGAAAUUCAUACCUUGCAAAUCAUCAGAGAAUUCAUACUGGAGAAAAACCUCACAGAUGUAAUGAGUGUGGCAAGCUCUUUGGUCAAAAAACAGACCUUACAAAUCACUUGAAAAUUCACACUAGAGAGAAACCUUACAAAUGCAAUGAGUGUGGCCAGGUCUUUAGUCAAAAAGCAACCCUUACAUGUCAUCAGAGAAUUCAUUCUGGAGAGAAACCCUACAGGUGUAAUGAGUGUGGCCCGGUCUUUAGGGAAAAGGCAAUCCUUGUGUUUCAUCAGAGAAAUCAUACUGAAGAGAAAUCUUAUAAAUGUAAUGAGUGUGGAAAGUCCUUCCAUUACAGCACAAAAUUUCGUAGACAUCAGUUAAUCCACACGGAAGGGAAAUUAUAUAAAUGUGAUCUGUGUGACAAAAUGUUCCAUCAUGAUUCCAGCAUUCCAAGACAUAAGAGAAUUCAUACUGGAGAGAAACCUUACAAAUGUGAUGAAUGUGGCAAGGCCUUCAAUCAAAAAUCAAACCUUGAAAUUCAUCAGAGAAUUCAUACUGGAGAGAAACCUUACAAAUGUAACAAGUGUGACAAAAGCUUUAAUCAGAACUCAGCCCUCACUCAGCAUAAAUUAGUCCAUAGGGAAAAGAAAUCAUAUAAGUGUGAUGUAUGUCACAGAGUCUUUUGUUGUCAUUCAAACUGUGCAAGACAUCAGAGAGUCCAUACUGGAGAGAAACCUUACAAAUGUAAUGAUUGUGGCAAGGUCUUUAGUCAGAAAGUACACCUUAGACAUCAUCAGAAAAUUCAUACAGGAGAGCAGUCUAGGCCGCAGUUGCCCUCCUGGUCUCCCGAGGGGGUGAAGACGCAGACCGUCUUCCCGUUCAGAGUAUUUGGUGAUAGAAAGGCCUUCCCUGGUGGCUCAGUUGGUAAGGAAUCCACCUGCAGCUCUUUCUUUGCCGCAUCUACUGUGAGAAUGAAGACCAUUCUCAGCAAUCAGACUGUCGACAUCCCAGAAAAUGUUGACAUUAACUUGAAGGGAUGGACAGUUAUUGUGAAGGGCCCCAGAGGCACCCUGCGGAGGGACGUCAGUCACAUCAACGUAGAACUCAGUCUCCUUGGAAAGAAAAAGAAGAGGCUCCAUGUUGACAAAUGGUGGGGAAACAGAAAGGAACUGGCUACUGUUCACACAAUCUGUAGUGAUGUACAGAACAUGAUCAAGGGUGUUACACUGGGCUUCCUUUACAAGAUGAGGUCGGUGUAUGCCCACUUCCCCAUCAACGUUGUUAUUCAGGAGAAUGGUUCUCUUGUGGAAAUCCGAAAUUUUGGGGGUGAAAAAUACAUAUGCAGGGUUGCCUGUUCAGUGUGUCAAGCCCAGAAAGAUGAGUUGAUUCUUGAAGGAAAUGACAUUGAACUUGUGUCAAAUUCAGCUGCUUUGAUUCAGCAAGCCACCACAGUUAAGGAUAUCAGAAAAUUUUUGGAUGAAUCCACAGUGAAGAAAAACCUGACAAAUUUAUUAGAGUGUGGCAAGGACUUCCGUCAAAGAAGAACCCAUGAAUGUCCUCAGAGAAUUCACACUGGAGAGAAACCUUGCAAAUGUAAUGAGUAUGGCAAGGUCUUUACUCAAAAAGGAAACCUUACACGUCAUCAUCAAAUAAUUCAUGUAGGAGAGAAACUUUACAAAUGUAAGGAAUAUGGGAAGCUCUUCAGUAGAAAGAUAAACUUAGUUCAUCAUCAAAGAAGUCAUUCUGGGGAGAAACCUUACAAAUGUGGUGAGUGUGGCAAGGUCUUCAGUAGAAAGAAUUUCCUUCUAGUUCAUAAUAGAAUUCACACUGGAGAGAAAUCUUACCAAUGUAAUGAUUGUGGCAAGCUUUUUCGGCAUAAGAACAGCCUUGCAAGCCAUCUGAGUAUUCAUACUGGAGAGAAACCUUACAAAUGUAAUAAGUGUGGGAAGGCUUUUAGUAGAAAGUUAGCCCUCACAAUUCACAAUAGAAAUCAUACUAGAGAGACACCUUACAAAUGUAAUGAGUGUGGGAAGGUCUUGCAGCAACAAUACCUUACACUUCAUAAUACAAUUCAUACUGAGGAGAAACCUUACAAAUGUAAAGAGUGUGGCAAGAUGUUUCCGCAAACAUCCACCCUUUCAGUUCAUAAAAUUCAUACUGGACAGAAACCUUACAUAUGUAAUGAGUGUGGGAAAGCUUUUAGUGCAUAUUCAGACUUAACUAGACAUCAAGCAGUUCAUACAGGAGAGAAACUGUAUAAAUGUGACGUAUGUGGAAAAGCCUUUAGUCAAAACGCAACACUUACAGUUCAUCAGAGAAUUCAUACUGGAGAGAAACCAUAUAAAUGUGAUAUAUGUGGCCGGUGCUUUAUUCAAAAUGCACACUUUGGGAUUCAUCAGAGAAUUCAUACUGGAGAGAAACCGUAUAAAUGUGCUGAGUGUGGAAAAGCUUUUAGUGCACAUUCAGACUUAAGUAAACAUCAAGCACUUCAUACAGGAGGGAAACCAUAUAAAUGUAAUUUAUGUGGCAAAGCCUUCAAUCUCAGGUCUUAUUUUACACUCCAUUGGAGAAUUCAUGCUGGAGAGAAACCGUAUCAGUGUGAUGUAUGUGGCCAGUGCUUUAGUCGAAAUUCAUACCUUAGGAAUCAUCGGAGAAUUCAUACUGGAGAGAAACCUUACAAAUGUAAAGAGUGUGGCAAAGCCUUCAGUCAGAGUUCAGGCCUUAAAGCUCAUCAGAGAAUUCAUACUUUAGAGAAACCGUAUAAAUGUGAUGAGUGUGGCAAAACUUUUAGUGCACAUCCAGACUUAACUAAACAUCAAGCAGUUCACACAGGAGAGAAUCCAUAUACAUGUAAUUUAUGUGGCAAAGCGUUCAGGUACAGGGCUUCCUUUGCAGUUCAUCACAGAACUCAUGCUGGAGAGAAACCAUACAAAUGUGAUGAGUGUGGCAAAGCUUAUAGUGCACGUUCAACCUUUAUUCACCAUCAAGCAGUACAUAUGGGAGAGAAACCAUAUAAACGUAAUUUGUGUGGCACAGCCUUCAGAUACAGGACCGACUUUUCAGUUCAUCAAUUAAUUCAUAAUGGAGAGUAACCUUACAAAUGUCCUGAGUGUGGCAAAGUCUUUAGUAAGAGUCUAGUCCUUACAGUCAAUCAGAGAGUUCAUACAAAAGAGAAACCAUGUAAAUAUGA
Molecule: messenger RNA, 3971 nt
Organism: Capra hircus (goat)
Lineage: Eukaryota; Metazoa; Chordata; Mammalia; Artiodactyla; Bovidae
Product: zinc finger protein 160-like
Biological process (GO): translation; regulation of transcription by RNA polymerase II
Cellular component (GO): ribosome
Molecular function (GO): rRNA binding; DNA-binding transcription factor activity, RNA polymerase II-specific; RNA polymerase II cis-regulatory region sequence-specific DNA binding
Source: RefSeq, a predicted model, not a curated record